GAUACCAAACCUCGCUCACUCUCUCUCACUCUCACACACACACCCUUUCUCUCUCUAAACUCUAAAGCUUCUUUGUUCUUUGCAUUUUAUGGUUGUGGGCUUGACUUUGCAUUUUAUGGUUGUGGGCUUGACUGACUUUAAGGUUUGUAAAUAGCCCUUUUGGUCUUUGUGCCUUCCUGUGAUCUUGUAAUUUUACCUGCAAGCUCAGAUUUUUGGUUUCAGGCAAUCAAGACAUUUCUGUCUGAUGUCUCCACCGCUUUUGGGUAUUGAAGGUGAAGGGCAGGGCAAUGUAUCUGUAAUGGCUUCUUCAAAAUCUGUUGACUGUGUCUCUAACAACGGUUUGGGACUGAAAGAACGGAAUUAUCUUGGACUGUCAGACUCCUCCUCUGAGGAGAGUACUUCUAUGUCGACUGUGUCAAAAGAGAAGAAGAGCAGUUUAAAUCUUAAGGCUACAGAUUUGAGGCUCGGUCUACCUGGAUCUCAAUCCCCGGAAAGGGAAUCAGAACUUAACCUGCUGAGCUCAGACAAAUUUGAUGAGAAGCCCUUGUUCCCCUUACUUCCAUCUAAGGAUGGAAUCUGUUCCUCAAUACAUAAGUCUGUAGUUUCUGGAAACAAAAGAGUAUUCUCAGACACCAUUGAUGAAUAUUCAACUGUGAAAGCUUCAACCUUCAAUGAAAGAAACUGGAUGUUUUCUGCUGCUGGUUCCAAUUCUGAAACUCAUCAAUCUAUUGGACAAGGAAAAUUUUCCGGCAAAGCUGGUGUAAGUGUGCUUUCUAGCAGGUCAUGUGGUAAUGAACCAAGUGAGGUCCCAUCAAAGCCAUCAGUUGAGGGGCCACAUGUAGCAAAUGGAUCGAACCAGACCAAUAUGAAUAGACCGACCAACAGCAGUGCUCCUGCUGCAAAGGCACAGGUAGUUGGUUGGCCUCCUAUCAGAUCAUUCAGGAAGAAUACACUUGCUACCACAUCAAAGAACAAUAAUGAAGUUGAUGGAAAACCAAGUUCAGGUGCUCUCUUUGUCAAAGUCAGUAUGGCUGGCGCUCCUUAUCUGAGGAAGGUGGAUCUGAAAACUUACUCCGCAUAUCAAGGACUUUCCUCUGCUUUAGAGAAGAUGUUUAGCUGUUUUACCUUAGGACAAUGUGGAGCUGAGGAAGUUUCAGGGAAGGAGAUGCUGAGUGAGACCAAGUUGAGGGACUUGUUGCAUGGAUCUGAGUAUGUGCUUACAUAUGAGGAUAAGGAUGGUGAUUGGAUGCUUGUGGGAGACGUCCCUUGGGAAAUGUUCAUUGAAACUUGCAGGAAGCUGAAAAUUAUGAAGGGCUCUGAUGCUAUUGGAUUAGCUCCCAGGUCCGUGGAAAAGUGCAAGAACAGGGACUAGCUCUUGCCUUGGGUAUGGUGAGUAUGGUUUAGCUGCUACUCAGUCAAGAGGGAGAGACGCGAAAGUGGUGUAGGUCGUUAUCGACAGGAUAUACUGAGAUGGAAUGCAGAUCGUGGGUUGGCGCAAUUCUGGUGUUACCAGUGCUUUGGUUGGAUUAAUAAGUUAAAGUGAAUCUCUGUCCUUGAAAAGCUUUUUAAAUGCAAUAGUAUGUAUUCCAAUAACUGUGGAGUUGGAUAUUUCGACGUCAAAAAUGAAGUAGCUUGAACUGCCAAGUUUAUGUGUGAUUGAAAAACUUGUCCAGACUUGAACACAUUAUUUUUACUUGCUGCUUGUAUCGUUGUGGAUGUGCUAAUUCAGCUGCACAAGCUUUCUUCUAUGUUAUUCUUUUAUCUCU
Messenger RNA from Coffea eugenioides, 1766 nucleotides. Its product is annotated as auxin-responsive protein IAA9. Gene Ontology annotation, molecular function: protein binding. The record is from RefSeq and is a predicted model, not a curated record. Gene Ontology annotation, cellular component: nucleus. Gene Ontology annotation, biological process: regulation of DNA-templated transcription. The transcript has 6 exons. NCBI's taxonomy places the organism in Eukaryota, Viridiplantae, Streptophyta, Magnoliopsida, Gentianales, Rubiaceae. The coding region runs from base 245 to 1372 and encodes 375 amino acids.